Molecule: messenger RNA, 462 nt
Organism: Letharia columbiana
Lineage: Eukaryota; Fungi; Ascomycota; Lecanoromycetes; Lecanorales; Parmeliaceae
Exons: 2
Coding region: 1-462 (153 amino acids)
Source: RefSeq, a predicted model, not a curated record
AUGCCUAGAUUUGUUCCAAGACAGCGUAAGCACAAAGUAAGGAAGAGGCUUGAGCAAGACAGCGGCAACGUAGGUCUUCCAAAUGGCAAUGACAGCAAUGCAGCGGAGAUCUUUCCUGGCACUGUCGCAGAAACGGAGAAGAAAAGGCAGGAUAUGAGAAAUAUUUUACGAGCUCAACAUCCAAAAACAUCCAGCAAGAAGCAGAAGAGACUUGAUAAAUAUAUCGACAUAAAAUUGAGAAAAGAGGAGAACCUCGAUCUGAUCAAAAAAUUAGCAAGCGCAAAGGUCGAUACUUCGUUGCUACGCAGCUCUCGAAGUCUGGGUAGAAAGCCAGCCAAGCGUGAGGUUCUCUCGCAAGCCUUGAAGGAGAGUCAAGCUGGCGUGAACCUCGAAAAGAAUAGCGAGUUGUUGUUCGAACACGAUGAUGAUGAUGAUGAUGAUGAUGAUGAGAUAAGGCGAUAG